This is a messenger RNA of Pararge aegeria (speckled wood butterfly), 1832 nucleotides long. RefSeq lists its product as uncharacterized. NCBI's taxonomy places the organism in Eukaryota, Metazoa, Arthropoda, Insecta, Lepidoptera, Nymphalidae. The record is from RefSeq and is a predicted model, not a curated record. The transcript has 4 exons. Bases 251 to 1570 code for a protein of 439 amino acids.
GCCCCAGUCGCUAGUACAGCCCCGUUCAGUGUAAACGUCUCUGCGCUACAUUGGUGAGCCUGGCGCCAUUUUGUAGAAAAUAGUUCGUCUCUGCCUCGACGCGUCGCCCCAAUCUUUGCAGUCGCUACUACAUCUUCGUUCAAUGAACGCGUCUGUGUGACAUUGGGCGAUAUCUUGACAAGUUGAGGAGCAAUUCGCAACUUCCUUAGAGCAUAUUUUUUCGGAACGCGCAUCAGAAUCAGCCGUGAAUAUGACUGAACUUAUAAAUAAAUAUUUAUUUAAUUCUACAGAAGAACAAAAAUUGUAUGAUGUAAGGGCAAAACUGAAUAUAGCUAAAUGCAUUGUAAGUUUAUGUUUAGGGAACGAAUAUAAUUCCACUUCAAUUCGUAAUGCACUUUUGAACAGAGCUACACGAUACUUUCCACGUAAAUUAUUAACUGAGCUUGUGACAAAAGUAAAUGCUUCGGAGGAUUGGCCUAAAACAUUUAGCGACUGGAUUGAGCAAAUUACAACACGUGCUUCAGGAGGCACAGAAAACAACAACAUUCAUAAAGAUUUAAGAGACACUAUAAUAGAUUAUUACUUAGUUAAAAAAUGUUUACCGACCAGAGACGAUAUUGUGAAAGUAAUAGUGAAUGUAAACCCAUCUUAUUAUAGGAAAAUAUCUGACAUCAAGAAAGGCAUCAAAACUAGUGGGUAUAAGGCGAAACGGCUUCCGCGUUGUACUAAAACUAUUAUCGUAGAAGAUCCUGAGCAAAGUUUGGCGAGAAUGAAAUAUUUAAAAUGUAUAGAACAGUUCAGAAACGCUGGUGCCCAUAUAAUAUACAUUGAACACAAAUUAACCAACAAAAAUGGCCUUAUUUUAGAAAGUUUAAAUUACAGUUAUGAAGAUGCAAUAUUGUUUAAUGUGGCUGUAUCUACUUCAAUGGGAAUGAUAAGCAAGAAGAUAGAAAAGGUAUCAGAUAUUUUUAUGCCAGCCUGUGAAGAUGCAAAAUAUUAUUUACUGACAAAGUGGAUCCUAGACUUUGUUAUCCCACAGGUAUCCGUACCUAGUGUGUUUGUUUUAGAAGAUAAUCUGAAAACUGAGACUGACAUGCCCACGAUGUAUAGCAGUAAAAAAAUUAUAAUGAAGUGGCUAGAACUGAACGAUAUUCCACAUAAUUCAAAUAUGCACGCAGCUGAAUUAUUCGAGCUGAUAAAAAGAUCCAGAUGCAAUUUCUUUAAGAAAAACGUACUGGAAGAAAACUUAAAGUACUAUGACCACAAAGUAUUGCUACGUCCAUGUAAAACACAAUAUUUAAACUAUUUUAACAUUCUCUGGGAUAAAGUAAAAUUUAAACCAAAUAGUAUGAAAAUUGAGUUAUUAAAUAAAUUUUCGAACUGGGAAGAGCUGGAAAAGGCGAUAAUUGAAAUUGAGCAAAAUACAUUAAAAGAGGAUAUAGAAGUACAUAACACCAUUGAGAAAAUAUUAACGAUUGCAAAGCAUGAACGCAUACCUUAUGAUUAUAUAGAAAAGUGUGAUGAGUUUUUUGACGAAAUAACGAUGGAGGAAACUGUACAAGUUUUGUAAUCUAACAUGUCAUAAAAAUCUGCCAGUUAAAAUAUCGGAAACAACGGAAAUAUAUCAUUUUAUUAAUCCUGAGGUGCUGGUUAGUAAAUAACUGAUCGUAGAGUACGUAGUUUACAGUGGUGUGCACUUCAUACAUGCACAAAAGCAGUGCCUACCCAAAUUAUUUCAUAUUACUCGUACGAAAUUUUCCACUUUUCCAUUAAAUUUUUCCAUAUACCUGCUUUAUGCAUACCCUGGCCGAAGACUCUGUGCACGCCACUGG